Rhododendron vialii is the source of this 3479-nucleotide messenger RNA. RefSeq names its product protein DETOXIFICATION 12-like. Gene Ontology annotation, cellular component: membrane. NCBI's taxonomy places the organism in Eukaryota, Viridiplantae, Streptophyta, Magnoliopsida, Ericales, Ericaceae. The coding region runs from base 86 to 1708 and encodes 540 amino acids. The transcript is spliced from 6 exons. Gene Ontology annotation, biological process: xenobiotic detoxification by transmembrane export across the plasma membrane. Gene Ontology annotation, molecular function: antiporter activity; xenobiotic transmembrane transporter activity. The record is from RefSeq and is a predicted model, not a curated record.
AUAAACAUACGUGGGUUUCUUUCGAUUCCUGCAAGAUGUGAAUGUGCUAGAGAGAGAGAGAGAGAGAGAGAGUGAGAGAGAGAGAAUGGAAGAGGGCUUGCUGCUAGUGAAGGAGGGAGAGAAGACAUCAUCAGAGAGUAGUUCGAUAACAUGGGGAGUUUUGGUUGGGGAGAUGAAGAGGUUGGGUUUUAUAGCGGCACCGAUGGUGGCGGUGACUCUGAGUCAGUACUUGUUGCAAGUUAUAUCCACCAUGAUGGUCGGCCACCUCGGUGAACUUUCUCUCUCUAGCACUGCCAUUGCUACCUCUCUCUCCGGCGUCACCGGCUACAGUUUUCUGUUAGGGAUGGCCUGUGCUCUGGAAACCUUAUGUGGGCAAGCUUAUGGAGCUCAACAAUACCAAAAAAUUGGGACUCAAACUUACACUGCUAUUUUCUCUCUCAUUAUUGUUUGUCUCCCCCUCUCCAUAUUAUGGAUGAAUAUGGGGAAAGUACUUAUUUUAAUGGGCCAAAACCCUCUAAUCUCACAUGAAGCCGGUAAAUUCACCAAGUGGCUCGUUCCCUCCAUAUUUGCGUAUGCAAUUCUUCAACCGCUUGUUCGGUACUUUCAAAUGCAAAGUCUGACCCUUCCCAUGCUCAUAAGUUCAUGUGCCACUCUCGCUCUCCACAUACCACUUUGUUGGGUUCUGGUGUUCAAGUCCGGAUUGGAUAGCCUUGGAGGUGCAUUAGCAAUUGACAUUUCCAUUUGGUUGAACGUGACCUUCCUUGUAUUGUACAUGAGGUACUCUUCUGCUUGUGCGAAAACCCGGGCUCCAAUUUCAAUGGAUGUGUUACGAGGAGUUGCAGAGUUCUUUAGCUUUGCUAUUCCUUCUGCUGUUAUGUUAUGUCUUGAGUGGUGGUCAUUUGAGCUGCUUAUCUUGCUUUCUGGUCUUUUACCAAAUCCAGAGCUAGAAACUUCUGUGCUCUCUGUAUGUUUUGUGAACAGUCUCAAUACCAUUUCAACACUUUACGCCAUACCGUAUGGAUUUGGUGCUGCCGUCAGCACUAGAGUUUCAAAUGAGUUAGGAGCUGGAAACGCACAAGGGGCUCGGGUUGCUGUACUUGUUGUGAUGUUUCUUGCUGUCAUGGAGACUACAAUAGUGAGCGCAACCCUCUUUGCCACGCGACGCAUUUUUGGUUACACUUUCAGCAAUGAAAAAGAAGUUGUAGACUAUGUCACCUCCAUGGCGCCGCUUGUUUGCCUUUCUGUUAUAAUGGAUAGUCUACAAGGGGUGCUUUCAGGUGUUGCUAGGGGAUGUGGGUGGCAGCAUAUAGGGGCUUAUGUCAACCUUGGGGCCUUCUAUCUUGUUGGAAUUCCAAUGGCUGCCACAUUAGCUUUUUGGGUACAGUUGAGAGGAAAAGGCUUGUGGAUUGGGAUACAAGCUGGUGCUAUUGUACAAACAAUUCUGCUUUCUAUAAUAACAAGUUGCACAAAUUGGGAAAUGCAGGUCCAUUUUCCAUCUUUAAUCUCUCAAAGCUGUUUAAUAUGUCUAGCCAUUCUAAUACAUUUGAAGCAAAAGUGUUGGGAAACCGAAUCCCAGAACCUAGACGCGUACAGAUUGAACAACAAAAUGAACGGAAAACCCUACAAGGCGGAACUACGGUUUCACCUCAACACCCUGCGACACAAUGACUGGUUGACUUGUUUCUUUUUGUGUUACUGUUUCACUUAGACAGAACCUCGCCCUGCACGCCUAGAACACGAACUUAGGGUGGAUUCCUUUGUGAUCUUUUUGCUCUCUCCCAGUCUCUCUCUAUUUCGUGAAUAUAUAGGGCUACGAUAGAGAUCUAAGGAUAAAUACAGACUGGGCUCCUUGUGUAAUUAAGAAAUCUAAUCCUCCAAGGAUUCUAUUUCUUAUUACACAAAUUAUAAUUCAUACUACUAUAGAAUUAUAAUUGCACUCUCCUCCCCAUCUCAAAUUAUAUUUCAAGUUUCACGUUAUUAAAUACUUAAAUUUUCCUCAUGUUAAGAUUACAAAUACUUGUUGAUUAAAUCAAAUUAUUGACAAUUAUAUUUAAUCAACAUCUAUAAAAUACCUUGAGACUUUUUACUUAACUUAUUCGAUAUGUCGAAUGCAAAUAUUCACAUACAGGAUUUAACAUAAUCGAAAUUUAUAAGCUUACUCAAGUAGUUAUCAUAUAUAUAUAAUGUUGUGACCCAACUUAUUGAGACUAUUGACCCUAAAGAGGAUCUCACUCUUUAAUAAAUCAAAGUCAACAACAUUAGACUUAUAUAUCAAUUAAUUAUCUUUGGAUUAAGAGCAUAAAUAUUCAUAAUAAUCAUGGGGUUCUAAUUGUCUUAUAAAAUCAAUACAAAAACAAUUACUUCAAAACGAUCUCGUUCAAUACACACAAAGUGUAAUAGCACAAUAAGUUGGAACUAGUUCCGUUUCUCGUAGUUAAGACAGACCUACUAAAACAUCGUGCUAUGGUGUGUUUAGUUUCAUCUAAGAUUGUGAACUAAAUCUUAUAUUCCACAAGAACCGAUAAUCCAUCUUCCGUAUUUAAGCUGUACUCUACACAUUGAAUCAUCUACUAUAUAGAAUAAUAGACACACAAGCAUAACAUCCAAUAAUAUUAUGUUAACAUUGCCCAUAACAGAUUCUCAUUAAAACGGAUAAAAUUAAUUAAUAUAAAACAAAUUAAAUAUUAAUCAAUUACAUAAAAGCAUGACUUUUAGUAUAAAAUUUUAACAGAAAGACUAGUUAAAAGAAAUCAAGAUUUUUUUUUUCUGAGUUCUUUAAGAGUCGACUUCUAUUCAAAGGUUUUCAAAUCUUCUUUGCACUACUUAGUCUUUAUCCAAGGAAUGGAGCACUAGCCAUCAUAUAUUUUCCAAUCAAAUUGCAUAUUCAUAUGGAGAUUUUAACCAUAUUCUUUAUUAUUAUUAUUAUUAUUAUUAUUAUUAUUAUAUUCUUCUUCUUCUUCUUCUUCAUCUUUUUAUUACUCCAUUCGUCUCAUUUUCUUUGGACUUUUUCGACAUUGGUGCCGUUCUUUAAACUCUUAUACAUUCCAAUAUAAAUCUCAAAAAAUAUACAAUAUAGAUCUUGUUUGAUAGUUCUCGAUUAGAUCUAUAAUACAGAGUUUUCAAAAUUAUGAAAAAUAAUAUAAAUUGGGAGAUAUAAGAGUUUAAAAAACAAUGCGAAUAUCGAAAAAGACCAAAGAAAAUUGGACGGAGGGAGAAUUAUUUUUUAUGGGGCAAAUUUUCAUGUUGCAGGCAAUAAAAGCAAGGGAGAGGCUAUUUGAGGGAAGAUCUUCUGGAAAUAAUGGAGUAAUGUGAAAUUGGCAGAGCACCGAUGGCCAUUCACAGUUGUAAGAAAACCAUCAUAACUAAUAAAUUGUUGUGAAUUAUUGUGGAUGAUCAACUUGUAAGAUAAAGGCUACUAUUUCAUCUAACCUAUUUAUUAGGUUGUUCCUUGCUUUGACUAUAAAUUGAUAGUUUUGUAA